AUGGCGAACGUGGUUCUGGAGUUCAAGACUUCAGCCGGUGACUCCGAGCCACAGAAUCGCCCUGUUCUGAUUAUCGGACAGCAUACCAGCUUACAGCAAGCAAGCUGGAGCCAAAUUAAAGGAAAACUGCAGCCAGCCGUCAGCAAAGAGGUGAGACUGUGAACAAAAAUGACAGCAGAUCUAUGUGCCCGCUAAGCUAACCUCAGGAAGCUAACUCCGCUAGCUUAAACACAUUACCAACGGUAGCUAAGUUAAUAAUGACACCGUAUAAGUGAACGUUCAGAUUUAUCUACUAGCUUUCAAAGUCAUGCUCAAAGUUGGUGAUCUUCUUAGAGGGGGAUCAUGGUUUUGGUUAGACAAAGUGAAUUUAACGUCGGCUUUGUUCGAUGUACUCAUAACUUGUAAGGGUUGAAGCUGCCAAACAGAGUAACAAGUUGUUCUAGGUUAUUAUCCAGCGAACCAGCAAAAUGAACGAUUUAAAAAUGACAUUUGGUUACCCGUUGAGGUUAAUUUCUGUGUCCUGGCUCUGAAGUUAACAAAUGUAUGGCCACAAUAAAAGCAUGAAUUGGGUCUAAUCUAGUUUGUGCACCCAACAACUCCUCCAUUAUUUCUGCAUUUUCAGUUUUUGUUAGAUCACCCAGGUGUUUAUAAUGUUUCGGCUGGUUGGUGUAGAAUAGAUGAACAAAGCCAGCCACACAGACUCCGUACUCCUAUAUCUGAUUGAAAUGUAAGCAGUGUGCUAUGGACUGUUGUGCAAAGUCCUUGUUGAUUAUUUUGCAAUAGUGUCAGCCUCCAGGAAGGAGAAUCUUGAAAGAAUGACUUUGGGAAGUGGGAAGAGGCUCUCAGUACCCAUAAGUAAUUAUUACCCAACAUGCCUGUUAACUCUGUUGCUUUACUUAUUUUUUUGUCUGCUGUCGACACAUGUAGAGUGGACAGACCUUAAUGUGGCCCAGCACACAUAAGUGUACACACAAGGGCACGACCGAUAUGGAUUUUUGGGGGCCGAUACCGAUUACCGAUUAAUCAGCCGAUUUUUGAAAUUUUUUAUAUAGUUAUAAAAUAUAUAUAUAGAUAUACUGUAGAUAUCUACAGUAUACUUUAUACUACAGUAUACUAUACUGUAGAUAUACCGUAGGCUACUGCUCUUCACACCGACAGGAAGACCGACUGAUCAAACUUUGACCAACUACCCUCGCGCCGAUCGGUGCCUCUGCGUCUUAACUCAUGUUACUCAUAAAUCGGUUGGGCCCUAGUACACACUACACAAUAUAGACAAAUGCCUUCCAGACCACCUGCUUUAAUAAUAAUAAUAAUAGCUCUAUUCUUAUCACACUUUUAAAAACAGAAGUUUACAAAGUGCUUUGACAAACAGUUGCAAAGCAGAUAUUUUUAUUAAAAGCAUAGCACUUCCUGGUAAUGACCAUCAAGGCUUUUGUAUAAGCUUCUAUGAAUAGGCUGUAUCUCCUUUAGUAGUUUUAUUGAUGCAAAAAAGAUGACGCACUUACAUGAAACAAAAAGAGGGAAGUCGUUCAAUAUCAGGCAAAACAUGAGCAGUCAGCAAAAAGUAGGACUUCCCCAUUCACCCCCUCUCCAUUCAUGCACAAAACCCGCCAGGUGAACAGCUGACUUCACUACUACCACCUCCACACCACCACGUGACUCUCUUACUCGUAUAUAACCACACAAUACACAAAAACUAUAAAGAUCAUGACUACCACAAAGAACUGGCAUCAACAGCUUUCAAAGUGAACUCUCUGGUUAUUCUUAUCCUGAUCACAUUUGGUUUACAAUUACAUUUAUCAAUCUAAACUCAACCUCGUGCUAAGGUAGCAGGUGACCUCUACUUUUGACCUGUCAAAGCCAACAUUUAAUCUGCGUUAGGUAAGUAUCAGGUGCUAGCUGUAUCCCCCAGAAGUGUGUACAUUUGCAAACAGUUGUUAAAGGGUGCGCCCCAUGUACUGGGGCUACUCCAGUCCUGGUUUCAGCAGCCAUCAGGUCGACUCCCAGCCACAACCCUUUGCUGCACGUCACCCUCUCCCCACUCUCCACUACCUACAUUUCCUGUCUGCUUUCAGCUGUCCUAUUUUAAUAGAGGCAAAAAUUCCCCCAAAAACUUUGAAAAACAAACAAAUGAAGAAAACACUAUAAUCAAAUGGAAUGAUAGUACGGCAGUCUCAUGAAAUGUCCAGCACCGGAGACUCUCGCUAAAACAUAAAUGGGCAAACAGUCAGGAUUUCAGUUCACCUACGGUUUUCUUAAUAAGUGAAAAUUAACCAAUAUAAUAGAUAAAUAUUGUCUUGUUAAAUCGACCAGACAAAUUCAGCUUUACCCUCUCAUGUUUUUAAUUUUUAUUUUUUCAGACCUGGCAGGCAGCACUCAGUGCUUUGAACCCGAACCCCACAGACAGCUGUCCUCUGUACCUCAACCAUGCUGCAGUGGCCGCAAUUCCGUCGCGGGUCAGUCGGCACAACAGCCCAUCUUCCGCCCACUUUGUGUCCCGUCUGGUUCGAUCCUGCCUUCCAGGAGGAAACAACCGCUGCAUCAUGGUUAGUAUCUCACUCAGACUUCUAUCUAUCCAUCUGUCUGUCUGUCUGUCUGUCUGUCUGUGUCAGUUGAGUGAUUUUUUUGGUUCCUCCCCAGAUGGUUUGUGAGCGUUCGGAUGUGUUUGCGUCCUCUUGCGCCAUCGCAAGGGCUUUCCCGAUCUUCUCUCGACGCACAUCAUCCUCCCGCAGGGCUGAGAAGAAGCAUGUCACUGUAGAGUUUGUGAUCAUUGGGCAAGACAGUAGCCCUCUGGAGGCCUCAGAACUUGAGGUAGGUUUGCUUUUGCUCUUAUUUUCCUCCUUUCUUACAAACUACAGACUCUCUAGGAGGCUUUUACCACAGUUCGGAUAUUUUAAACUUGGGGAGCUUGAUAACUGCGGUGUCUUGUCUCUUUUCAGUGCCUCUCCAAUGCUGCCGAUGGCGUGCGUCUGGCAGCUCGCAUUGUGGACACACCUUGUAAUGAGAUGAAUACAGAUCACUUCCUAGAUGUGAGUGAAACUUUCUCCCCUGAAAAUUGUGAUGAUUUUAUUGAUAUUUUCAUGUGUUUUUGUUGACAAACAUUUCUGUUGCAGGAAAUCAAAGCUGUGGGAACUGAACUGGGAAUCACUCCAAUGAUCAUUCGUGGGGAGGAACUAAAUCAAAGAGGAUUUGGAGGUAGCUUCUCGCUUGAUAUACGUUUUACUCGCCAUGGGUUUUAUAGUAAAUUGUCUGAAAUAUUUUCUAGCCAAAUUCUGAUCAAACAAAUAGAGAAGAUUUUUGCCUUUAGACAAUCUGUGAUAAUAAUUUCAUGCAAUUCUGUGGCAUUUCUGUUCAAAUUUCCUAAAAAAGAAACUACUCCUUAAAGAACUCAACUACAAAUGACUAAGAACUGCAGUUUUCUGAGUAUUGUCAUGUUUAACCUUUACCCUAUCAGGUAUUUAUGGCGUUGGAAAAGCAGCACAGCAUGUUCCAGCAUUAGCAGUGUUGAGCCACACACCAGAAGGUGCAACCCAAACCAUUGCAUGGGUGGGCAAGGGCAUUGUGUAUGACACUGGAGGACUCAGCAUCAAGGGAAAGGUACUCCUGUUUUCCUUCUCGAGAAGUCCUGAAAGUUGCUGUACAUCAUGAAGAGUACUACCUGUGUCAUUGCUAAUGUUGCAAUGGGAUCAAUCACCGAGUCUUAGGUAGUAGCAGUAUUCAGUAGCAGCCUGCUGUUGUCUCGUUGAUCCCUGACACCGCUGAUCGGUUCAACUUUAAGCCAAGACGACAUAAUCCCUCACAUGUCGUUGUUAAUGUCGUACACUUAUCUCCAAUGCAGAUUAGCUGUGCAAAGCUUUUCAAGUCAUUUUCACUCAUGCACUCCUGGAAACUGAUCGUAUGUUUCAGGACAAUCCACUCCAUAAUAUCUCAAAGUUGCUUCUACACAUACUGUUUGUCCUACACAACCCAAGUUCUUCUUGUCAGAUGAAAGAGAGGCAGGGGUCUAAAAUAGUAAAAAAGUACGCUGCAGUUGUCACAGGGUGUUGUUGAAGGCUGAUGCAACGCAGUCACACACUCAAAGAUUAUCAGCUCAUCCUGGUGUCCUGCAGAAUUUUAUCAGGGCCCUGCAGGCAGAGGUUGGAUAAGGUCGGGAUGAAAAUUUGGCCGUACUUUUUCACACAUGCGCCUCACCCUUAACACUUAACAAGGAAAUUUUUAUGUGUGAAAACAGCAUCAGUGUAAUUUUGUGGACUUCUGGGUCACUGUCCUGCCUCUCGCAUCCUUGAAGUGCAGCAUGAGAGCUCCAUCACAUGUCGGAUUUAGUGUCUCCCUUGUUAAUGUGUUGCAUUUUUACUCCCAGACCACAAUGCCAGGCAUGAAGAGAGACUGUGGUGGAGCUGCUGCCAUUUUGGGAGCUUUCAAAGCUACUGUCAAACAGGUGAGGUCCCACAGCAGCAGUUGUAUUUGCUCCCUAUGUUCCUAACUUCAAAAAAAUCUAACUUUAUUCUCUGUUUGCUUCAGGGCUUUAAGGACAACCUCCAUGCAGUGUUCUGCCUUGCAGAGAAUGCAGUCGGACCCUUGGCCACGAGGCCUGAUGACAUCCACACUCUUUACUCUGGAAAGUAAGACAUCAGACAGUCUUAAAUCACCCAGUUUGCCUUUUCCUGGCUCUCAUAGUGUAAAUGUGUGAUUUCAGGAGCACAAUAAGCAGGAAUAAAUGAUUUUCAUCAGCUAUUGUUGUUUUUUUUUAAUUCUAAAGAACAGUGGAGAUCAAUAACACGGAUGCAGAGGGCAGGCUGGUGUUAGCUGAUGGAGUGGUGUAUGCCAGCAAAGACCUGUCAGCUGAUAUUAUUCUGGACAUGGCUACUCUGACUGGGGCACAGGUGGGUGACAGCUAGCCUCUGACAAGUCAAUAACAGAUGUCACCCUCUUGUUAUCAUCAAUGAAUUAACAGGUAUUAUCAUUGUUUCUUAAAGUCUUCUUGUUUCUGCGUGUUCAGGGGAUCUCUACAGGAAAGUAUCAUGCAGCUGUGAUGACAAACAGCGAGCAGUGGGAAGUUGCAUGUGUACGCGCUGGCCGCAGCAGUGGAGAUCUCACUCACCCUCUGGUCUACUGCCCUGAGCUGCACUUCAGCGAGUUCACCUCUGCCAUGGCUGACAUGAAGAACUCUGUUGCAGUAAGAGACAAACUACAAAGUCUUCCAGAUCACUUUCUUUAACCACCAGUAACAAAUAGCUUGAGAAGCCGGUGCAUCUGAGAGUUUAAACGUCAAAUCAAAGUAAAAUCACAAAGUGUAUCAUGAAAAUAGACUUCAUAGACACUACAAAGUCUACUCUUACCUCACUGUAACACAAUCUCUCUUACUAUUAUACUGUUUGGGUCAUUGGAUGCCAGUGCAGCCUGAAGGAGCUGGACAGCAGGAGAAAUACAGCAACCAUUUUCUUUGUUAGUGUAUGCUGAUCUUGGGGUCUUCAGAGUAGUUGAUCUUAAGUGUUGCAUCUGGACUCAUAGAGCUAAAUAUGUUUCUUUUUGGAACCCUGUAAAAUUCUUAAAGUUAAAGACUCGACUGUUAGGUUGACUAAUAACUUGAAAAGGAUGACAAACUCUGAACAGCUUGUCUCUGUUUACACGGUCAGAGUAAAGACUGAACAUUGAUGGAGAGAGCAGCUCUGUUUGACUUUAUAGAGGGGCUACAUUACCUGUCCUUUGUACACAGCUCUCCUUUAUUACACCAUAUCACACAAUAGGAACUCGAGCAUGUGAACAACAUUACCUGAAGUAUUUGAAACAUAGCACAUGCACCGUCUUUCAUAACUUGUUGAAGUAUAUCAGGUCUGUAUUUAGGAGUGUCUGGCCAUGGAGCUUAACCAGUUUGACCUCUUUUCAUGUCAUCUUAUCUUUCUAAACUUUUUCAUUUGAAGCAGAGUUAUGUUUGUCUAAAUUAAUCUGUGAACUGUAGGAGAUUAGAUUCAACAAACAUUUUGUGUUUCUUACAGUAACUGCAACCCGUAACUCAUUAUUAAAAUGAGUCUUUUAAGUAGGACUCUUGUGCUGUUAUUACUCUUUUAAUUCAAAUAGUGCAGUUGCUGAGUUUUUCCUUCUCUUUCGUCCUAACAGGACCGGGAGAAUGCCCAAAGCUCCUGUGCUGGACUCUUUAUUGGUUCCCACUUGGGCUUUGAUUGGCCUGGCGUGUGGGUCCAUGUGGACAUUGCCUCACCUGUUCACGCUGUGAGUAUCUUCAGGAUCAUGAUGGCUGUUGAGGUUGAAGUUAAAGUUUUUUUAAAUGGGCGAAUCUUUUUGCUAUUGCCCAAAACUUGUUUGACAAGGAAUGGUGUGGUUGAAACUAGCAUGAAAUUAGAAAAGGAGUGUCUCAUAACAAACAACAGCUUGUGGCGUUAGUUUAGUAACUGAAAAUAUACUUGUUCAGACUAGAUGUCACACACAUCUUGUUAAAUGUACUAUAAAUACUAAAAAAGUACAACUGCUUGCUUUUGCAUUAAUCAUGUGCUGCAUCAGUCAAAAAAAUCUUGACUGUUUUGUUGAAAGAGAACGACAAGAUUUAGGAACAUGAAAGUUGGAUGGAAAAUAGUCAGCAGAUUUUUAAAGGAAGUUGGCAAAAAUGUGAAUCUAAAACUCAGCAUAGCCUUGUAUGUCUAAAAUUAUGUGAAUCAUGAAAGAGUUGAAAGAUUUUGAAGUGCCUUAAAAUGAUAAAAAGUUGUUGUCAACAAGUUAUUAUUUCUACUUUUCAUACUGGCUGUUUAAAGGAUCCAUCAGCUGCCCUUGAUACCAAAGUUCUCCUGGUCUCCAUCAAGUCGGCUAAAUAGUGAAGUUACCAUGAUUCAUUCUUUGUGUCAAAUAUAAGGUCAUCUGUUUAUGAGGUCUUUGAUCAUGUCCCUUGAUGGUGAGCUGUUGUUGAAGGAUAGCAGCAAAAAAGGAGGACAUUUUCUCCUGAAAACAAAAAUGUUUGACAUUUUCUCUUGAUUCAUCUUAACUUCUGCAGCCACAGACUGUUUGCUGUUUGGGUGUCACAUCAUGAUUUAAAUUUCAGUUCCCAUUUAACGAGACAGUACUUCAUUUCAUCAUCUCUGAAACAUUUCCAAAAGUUUAACCUUUUCUAUCCCAGGAAGGUGCUUAGUUAGUCAUGCUUUUAUCCUCAGCCACAUUGAUUGUUGUCACACCCUUUUCACUGGUGUGCUUAAAAAAAAAAAAAAAAAGUCACUUAUUAAACUACAGCUCAUUCAGGAAGCUGCCAGAGUUUUAACACGCAAAGGAAAACUGAUCACAUAACCCCUUUCUUACAACUCUGCACCGGCUCCCUGCAUCUUUAAGAAAUGAUUUUAAAGUUGUUCACAGACUUGCUCCUCCAUACAUCAGAGACCUGUCAUUUUAUUCUCUCUUGAGUACUUUUUAUGUGGUCCUCAUGAUUCCCAAACAAGGACUGGACAUUGGAGAUGGAGCUUUCUGGUCCUAUGCACCAAAACUCUGAAACUCUGUGACUCAGGAUAUGCGUGUUUAAAAGGAAACUUAGGAGCUGCUUCUUUAAUCUGACUUUUAAUUUAGAGAGACUUAAUGGUUUGGGCCAGAACUUUAUAGCUUUUAAAAUAGGAUAGAAUAAAUAAAUAAAAAAGAUGAUUUUUUUGUUUUGAAUCUUGUUUUAUUUAAUUUUUACUGAUUUAAAUUGAUUUUUCUAACUUGUGUUAUUUGAAUAUUUAGAGAGACUUAAUGGUUUGGGCCAGAACUUUAUAACUUUUAAAAUAGGAUAUAAUAAAUAAAAAAGAUUAUUUUUUUGGUUUGAAUCUUGUUUUAUUCAAUUUUUACUGAUUUAAAUGGAUUUUUCUGACUUGCGUUAUUUGAAUAAUUUUGCUGUUUUGAUUUAGGAUUAUUGUAUCCAAAAUCUUUUAUUAACCUUUUUUAUAAUCCUUUAUUAUUUUAAAUGUUGCUGCCUUUUUCUCCUGUUAACCUCCUUUUGUUGUGAAGCACUUUGAUUUUAUCUAACGUUUCAGUCACGAUAAAAAUUAACCUUAAACGUAUCCAUAAACAGAUCAGAUGAGGCUUGCUUUAUAGUGAUGGUGCUGGAAUCUGACCCUUGUUGUGCUUUAUUCCUCCUCUGCAGGGAGAGCGUGCCACAGGAUUUGGUGUUGCUCUGCUAAUGGCCCUGUUCGGUCAGGCAUCAGAUGACUCCAUGCUUAACCAAGUGUCUCCUCUGGGUGCGUCCACAAACGUGUGCGAGGACCAGAUGGAGCGUGACUGCAAGAGACGAAGGCUGGUGUAAAAACUUACCUGACACACGGUUUACUCCCGAAGCCUGAUCACUCAGCAGCCACCACACUAAUACUGUCAAGAGCUCCAAACAUCUUUAACUGUAUUUCCAGUCACUGUGUUUGAAAUAAACUUCACUUAAUAAAAACUGUUAAUCAUCAGAAAAUCAGAUGUGUCAUUGAUUGUGAAAAAACACACAUUGUCAAAUUCCCUUAAUUCCCAGUUGCUCUGGAUAAGGAUGCAGUAUGAUGUCUUAAAAAAAAAGCAAGUGAUGUAUCUUUACGACAGAAAAACAGCAGCUUUCUGAAAGCAGCAGUUCUUUGUAAUUGUUCUUUGUAAUUGUUCAAGGAAUCUGCCAUUCAUGUUUUCUUUCACAUUGUUAAAAAUGGCAAGGCUAGGGAUUUCUUCUUUGAUAACCACUGCACUUUGUAUUCACUCUGUUUCACUGGGUUGUGUGAUGUCUGGAUCAAACUGAGGAAUGAGAGCUUACAGCAGUUUUUCAACAGUUUCACAAUGUUAUCAGAUAAAUGAUUGACAAUCUGUGCCACUAAGUUUUGUCAGCACAACUCACAGCUGUUAGUAUUCGACAGUGUAAACGUGAUGUUUUUUUUUCCAUCCUCGUGACAAUCCUGUUGUCCUUCAAUAAAGGUGGUGCCAUCUGAUCUCUGUGUGCCUGUUGAGUAAAACUCUUAAAAAACAAACAUUUCCUAACAUUAGGGUCACAUUCUAGCCUUUUUACUCUCAGUACAACCUUAAAGGGAUAUUCCGGCGUAAAAUUAAUUUAGGGUCAAACGUACCGUAACGCUGAGUUAGACACCCCCGCGAGAGAUGAAUGUUGCAGACUGCUUGCUUCUCUAGUUUGACCAACUUUAGUAACAACUGCAGGUAGCAAUACACAAUGGUCUCAGGAGCCAUUAACAAACCUCAACUAAAACGCCAUUCUGUAGCAACAAAUAAUGCUCAGAACAGCACCUAACUUCAUCAACAGUACAUAUAGGGUCCUAGCCACAGUACUAGCCACCAAACAUCUUUUUAACUUUGCCUGAUUUCUUAAGCAAAGAGACUAAACACAACUCACCUAUUCUCUUCCAGCAGCCGCUUCUUUGUAGAGACCUCAUUUCUUCAUGGAAAUGCAAUCAGACCAAGACGCUAAGGCAGAAGAACUACCUCGUCUGCAGUGCAAAACAAUUAAUAUGAUGAUUAUUACUUCAAGGAAAUGAUAAAGUAUUGAUCAUAAAUGUUAUUCACCCCGCUGCAGUCCGUAAUGGACUGGCCCGAGGUCUCCGUACAAACAAGCGGCUGCUGGAAGAGAGUUGGUGAGUUGUGUUUAGUCUCUUAAACACAAAGAAAAUUAGGAAAAGUUAAAAAGAUGUUUGGUGGCUAGUACUAUGGCUGGGACCCUAUAUGUACUGUUGAUGAAGUUAGGUGCUGUUCAGAGCAUUAUUUGUGGCUAUAGAGUGGCACUUUGGUUGAGGUUUGUUAAUGGCUCCUGAGACCAUUGUGUAUUGCUAUCGUGCGGUCGUUACAAAAUUUGGUAUAAGUAGAGAAGCAAGCGAUUGGCAACAUUCAUCUCUCGAGGGGGUGUCUAACUCAGUGUUGUGGUGUGUUGAUAUUCCUUUAAUUUGAACUAUUGUAAUAUGAAUGAAUGCAUGUUGUUUCUUUUUCGUGAAAUACCUGCAGAAAUCGCAUAUUGUUCUGUUGCUUUGUCCUUGUUCAAUAGUGCACCAAAGACAUAAUUUACUCCUCAUAGUGAAGGAGCUGUCACCACGCUCCGUCAAGUUUUCACAACCUGAGUCAAAAUCUGGAAAAGAAAAAAAAAGAUGACUUUUCUGUUGCAGCAGGUAACACCAUGGUAGGGAGAACUGUUGUAUGCUGUGGUUAACAACCAACAUUGCUGACACAUUAAGUAUUCUCAGUCUAGUCAGCAUGAAACUCCAUGAUCAUGAGUUCAGGUUAACAUUUGAAAGGUUUCACGUGAGGGUGACUUGGUCUUUCUCUUCAGAUAUUGAGAUAUUUAGGUGGUAAUUGCACCUGUAAAAGUGUUAACAAACAUGUUAAAGCGUAAUCUCAUGUCAAUUUUACAGGCCUUUUGCUCGGGGUAUUGUUUUCUGGGAGUAACAUUCACAUACUUGUGACUUCCCUGGAAAACACAUGGCCGGCUGCGUAUGACGCAUUCGUCACAUGACUGUAGUGUACGUACAGAUUUAAUGAGGUCGGAGCUCACUCGCUGUGUUGUUCAGUUGUCUGCCUGGUUUCGCAACUAACACCUGCCUAUUGUUUUUCUUUUUAUUGUAGAAACCACAUUUUAAAAUCAGUGUUUGCCUCUUAGAGUCAAUAAUGUCUCAGUCAGUUUUCUUCCUUGUUGUUCUUUCAGUCACUUUGUCUGCUGUGUUUGCUGGAGUGUUUUUUAACCAAAAACAAGCUUGCUACGUCCGCUCACCAAGGAGGAACGACUUUGGGCUAAAGUAAGUCACAUUCACCCAGUUUGUCCAAAUUAUAUUUAUAAAGUAUACAGAAAGUUUGGAGACAUUGACGGGGGAAACAUUUGUGCUAGCCGACCGAUGUUAGCUACAUAUGUCAGUUUUUUUCAGGAGGUGCGGCUGCAGGCUGAGUUAGUGUUAUCUUUACCAGAGCAAAUGUUCUCUUUCAUAUGAUGUUAAAGCAUUGAUAAAUAACGAAAGUAUUGCAGUUAAUGUCGCAGAAGUUGGACAGAAGAAGAAAAUUAGAUUUUAUUUAAUUUUUUUCCAGUUGUCUUGUAAAAGUAAUUGGGUCUGGGCUGCUUGGUGAAUAACAAAACGAAACUUAGGUUGUUUCCUCUGCUUGUCAUUUAAAUCACGAGAUUCACUGAAUCACAGGUUGAGGAAGUUUCCAGCCCUAUAACUUCCUUAUGGUUAGCUGUAAAUAACAACUGUACUGGCAAAACAACCCAGUAAUAGACAAGAAGCUUGAUAUUGUACAGUCAUUGUAAACAUUUCACUUUGAGAGAGUAUUUUGGAACAUUUGGUCUCUUUUAAUUCUAUAUUAAUGCUGGUAAACAGUGUAUUUUCAGUGUUUACAGUAAAAUCAUGAAGCUAUGUAUGACUUUUGGUGACUAUCGAGGGUAACACAAUGUUUAAUCUGAGGAUAUUUACUUUUUGGCUCAAACAAAAUACAAGAAUCAUGAGAAAGUUACAGUUAUACAUUCUUGAAAUACUUAGAUAAAAUUCCUGGUAUGUCUUAAUAGUUUGAUUUCAGAAACUUUUAUAUCGUUAAACAUUUACUUUACAUGUUUUCUUCAUGUCUCUUUUUGAGAGUGUUGCCACUAAUGUACUAAUACACCUGAUGUGUUGUCCCUCCACAGGACAGGUCCUCGUCCCCAUGAGCUUCUCAAGGUUUCUGAUCUGCCCAAAUCCUGGGACUGGAGGAACAUCGACGGCGUCAACUAUGUGAGCACAACCCGCAACCAGCACAUUCCUCAGUACUGUGGCUCCUGCUGGGCUCAUGGCAGCACCAGCGCUAUGGCAGGUAAGAUUUUCAAAUGGGAACUCAAAAACCUGCUGAGUCACUGUGGUUUUUGUAAAGGUAUAAAAAAAAAGCAGAAGUACCUCACAUGACUGCUCAGAGAUUUUUACAGUGUGAGGAAGUCAUAAUUUCAUUUAACACACACACUUUUGACCAGUUCAACCUAAAACGAUGAACGAUUAAGUUAAAUGUUGCCGACCUCUAGCUUCUCUAGUUAUACCAACUAAACACAACUCAAUUACUCUCUUCCAGCAGCCGCUUGUUUUUAGCGAGACCUCGGGCCAGUCCAUUACGGACUGCAGCGGGGUGACGCAGCUCAAGGAAGAACAUUUAUGAUCAUUUCUUCAUGGAAAUUCAAUCAAACCAAGAUGCUGAGGCAGAAGAACUACUCUGUCUUCAGUGCAAAAUGAUUAAUAUGGUGAUUAUUACUUCAAGGAAAUGAUAAAGUAAUGAUCAUAAAUGUGAUGAAGUUAGGUGCUGUUCUGAGCAUUAUUUGUGGCUAUAGAGUGGCGUUUUGGUUGAGGUUUGUUUAUGGCUCCUCAGACCGCUGUGUAUUGCUAUGAUGCGGUCAUUACCAAAGUUGGUAUAACUAGAGAAGCAAGCAGUCGGCAACAUUCAUCUCUCAAGGGGGUGUCUAACUCGAUGUUGUGGUGUGUUUGAUCCUGAAUUAAUUUUAUGCUGGAAUAUCCCUUUAAGGGCCACAGUGCGAUCAAAUGUAGUGCUACCAUGUAGUAUCAUAUCAUUAACAUGGAACCACAAUCAUCAUUUCAUGAGGAGUGGCGCAGUUAGGGAGGGGUGGACUAUUGGAUGAGGGAUCCAUGUAGGCAGGAAGUGUGUUCGUUGCUGAUUUCUGACCCGUCUGGCAGCUGGGUGCAAGAUUAUCUACGGAAGUUUGAAUGUACAUGCUGGGAGACUUGCCAGGAAGGAGUUUUAGUAGUCAACAUGUGGUAGGACAGGAUGAGCUGGCUUUCAUCUGGAUAGUUGUGAUAUAGGAAGCCAUAAGUUGCACCAGGUAAAAUGGUUUAUAGAGAAAGGAGGGGACCAAGCACUGACCCUUGAGGCACCCUUAGUGAUAAGAAAUGUGGUUUUGACACCCUUCUUUUCUACUAUACCUUAUAAGAUCUCUUUGUAAGGACACAAACCACUCCAGGGCAUUCCAAAGACACCAAGUUCAGCGAGUGCGGAAAUUAGGGUUUCAUGGUUCACUGUGUCAAAUGCAGCAGAAAGAAACAGCAGCAGGAGAACUUUUGCACUAACCGGCUACUAACGGUUUUUAAGUUUCACAUCCUCUUCGCACAGGAACUAUUUGUCUGAUUUAUUUUUGUUUGCUUGUCUCUAGACCGCAUCAACAUUAAGCGGAAAGCGGCAUGGCCGUCUGCUUACCUCUCUGUUCAGCAUGUGAUUGACUGCGGUGAAGCCGGCAGUUGCCAUGGAGGGGAUCACAGCGGAGUUUGGGAAUAUGCAAACACACACGGGAUCCCAGAUGAAACCUGCAACAACUACCAGGCUAAAGACCAGAGUAAGUGAUGUUCAGUGAAGAAAGCAAUGGCUGUCAUCAGUAACACUGCCUUUGUAACACUGGGUUUGAGCUGUGCAUGUUGUCUGUCCUCCUCCAAAGAGUGCAAACCCUUCAAUGAAUGUGGAACCUGCACCACUUUUGGCGUGUGCAACAUUGUGAAGAACUACACCCUGUGGAAAGUGGGAGACUUUGGAUCAGUCAGCGGGAGGGAGAAGAUGAUGGCAGAGAUCUACGCAAAUGGACCCAUCAGGUUUGUCACAGUUAUGCUACACAUUUGGAAAGCAGACAGACACACUGUCAGUGUUUUAAACACAAAGGUGAACUUUGUGGAAAAGUAAAAACUGCAUCAGUCCUUUAAAAUUUUCCAAGGUACACUGUAGUACUGGUGUAUGAUUUUACUCCACAAACAGAUAGAUAGAUAGAUAGAUAGAUAGAUAGAUAGAUAGAUAGAUAGAUAGAUAGAUAGAUAGAUAGAUUUUUGACAUAGCGCCACAUUAUGUCAAUACAAAUAUAGGAUCAACUGAACACAUAUAAACCUGUAUUACCUGUAACCUCAAGCUAUAAAGUACAUAAUGUUCACAAGGGGCCAUGUACCUAAGUGGGUCAAUUUCUCAGAGUAUGAUAAAGGGUAAACAUUAACAACACAGCUCAGGCUACCAAAGUUGUAGAAAUGAACCACAGAAACACUCCAGAGUGAAGUGAAAUAGCUUGAAAAUUAGAUGUAUAACCAGAAAAAGUAAGUAAUCUGUGGUGUUUCUCUUUCUUCAGCUGUGGGAUCAUGGCCACAGAUAAACUGGAUGCCUACACUGGAGGUCUCUACUCUGAAUAUCAGGAGGAUCCUUCCAUCAACCACAUUGUGUCUGUGGCAGGAUGGGGAGUGGAGGGCGGUGUUGAGUACUGGAUUGUGCGUAACUCCUGGGGAGAGCCAUGGGUAAGUCUUUAUAAGUCAAAACAAACUGAAAAAAAACUUGAUGUAAAAGAAACAAUGAUUGACAGGUCAGAAAAGGCUGCUCACUUAAAGAUGAUUCACAGAAAAUGUUUCUCAUAGUGAUGGUUGUUUCAGCUCUUUUUAGGGGUCCAGAUUAUUUUGCUCAGUUUAGCAACAAGAGCCAGCUGUUAAAGCUCCCAAACAGGUCGCUGUAGUAUCAUUUGCUGAACUGCCAGAGCCCUUAAAGGUGGGGUAGGCAGGAUCUGAGGAAGUGCCAGUAGAAAGAGUGGAGCGCGCAAAAAAAUUAAAAUGUUGACUACACAGACGUAAUAAAACAGCGAUAUUGUUAUAUUACCAAAUGUCAUCAAUGACUGUUAGCUAUUGACUGAUAGUAAAAUCUUUUUUGUAUAAACACCACAGAAAAAGAUGAUUCUUUAACGAAUUCCUGCCUACCCCACCUUUAACUGCUGCUGAAAUCUUGAUUGGUCCACAGCAGACAUGACAGAUUAUGAAGCUUGAGCCAGAAAUUAAAAAAAAAUGAUCCUCAUGACUAAUCAGGGAUUGUUUUCGCCCUCAGGGUGAGAAAGGCUGGCUCAGGAUCGUGACCAGCGCCUAUAAGGGAGGAAGUGGCAGCUCUUACAACCUGGCUCUGGAGGAGGACUGCAUGUACGGAGACCCCAUCCUCCCCAAAUCCUACGUGUAG
This is a messenger RNA of Xyrichtys novacula (pearly razorfish), 14910 nucleotides long. Lineage: Eukaryota; Metazoa; Chordata; Actinopteri; Labriformes; Labridae. The record is from the annotation of a GenBank genome assembly.